Molecule: messenger RNA, 1479 nt
Organism: Nerophis lumbriciformis (worm pipefish)
Lineage: Eukaryota; Metazoa; Chordata; Actinopteri; Syngnathiformes; Syngnathidae
Source: RefSeq, a predicted model, not a curated record
AUGUCAGUCCACUGCCUCCUGCGCUGCACCAUUAGGCUAGAAAGAAAACAUGUAGCGACACGCUUUUUCCUGCAGAGAGCUCUGUCUGGAGCAGAGGCAGUCAAUGCUCUCAGACCUUUUUACUUUGCCGUUCAUCCUGACUUCUUUGGUCAAUAUCCCAGGGAGCGGGAGGUGAAUGAAAAUUCUUUGAAGAGGUUGAACGGCUAUUUGGAAAAUCUCCAAAAACCUGGCUCACGUUCAGUUCAGCCAAUGAAGCUGACUUUUUACGUGAGGGAGACGAAAGACAGCGGUGACCCGCGGCAAGCCGUCCUGACCUCAGGGUUCCGUUCAGUGAGCUUUGUCCUGCGUACAAAAGAUGUCCUGAGCACAGUGACAAACGUGUUAAAGUCCUGCAGUCUGCCCGUGGAACACAUGAAGGAACUCGAAGCCCUUGCUAAAGCUUCCCAAAGCUCAGCUCAAGCCGCCAUUCCUUUCUACAGACCCAUCAAGUGGGACAAGAGCUACUAUACCUUCACUGGCUUCAGAGACCCUGAGGAGGAACUGCAGCAGGCCACCAAAGUAGAGCCUACGCUCAACAUGUGGCUUCACAAUAAUGAGUCCGAGGCAACAAAAAAACUCAAUGAUAGUCUUCCCCGCAGAGAAGAACUCAAACGGCUAAAGGAGAAACUGUGCCACAAAUUUAACCUGGCUGACAUAAGGUGGCAGCGCAGUUGGGGAGUGGCUCACAGAUGUGCUCAGCUUCAGAGUCUCAAUCGAUUGUCCAUGCAGAAUCCGGAAGCCAUGCUCAACCUGCAAGGCCACACAGUCGUGUUUGCUGACCAGUCGGGGAUGAACGCCUCCGGGGACGUUAUGUUGGGAACUACAGAUGUUCAUCAUCAGUGGACCAAACUGUUUGAGCAGCUUCCCAGCUUCCGUGUCCUGCGGCAGCAGACGGAGUGGCUCGAGGACAGGAUCAGUCAACUCCUGGGCGGGAUGCGGGUCGUUCACGCCGAGAGGCUGGGACCGGUUGAGCCUAUUACCGAGUUCUACAGCGCACUUUGCACCUUCCAUAACAAUCUCAUAUCUCAGAGGCUUUGUCUACACCCCCGGAGCCUUGAGGGGCUCAGCAUGAUAUUGGAAAAAGGCUGGUCUAGUCCCAGUCUUCAUGAGACGGGGCAAUACAUCAUCCCCACCAAUUGUGACCCAGCUAAACUACAGGCCUUCCUUCAGAGCCACGCAUCCAUUGCCAGGCAACGCACUCAACACAAAAAAUUGCUGCAGGCAGAAGAGGACGCCUUGGUGAAGUUGUGUCUCCAUAGUCUUUCUCUUCGGAGUCUUUCCAAGGAGCCCAGCGUCACCUGUAGCCAGAUGAUUCUUUGCUGUAAAAAGUUGUUGGACCUGCGUUCGCCCCUCAUGUUGGGCCUCCAUGUUUUCGUUUCUCAUUUCUACUCGGUUACGCAGGACGGAGACCUUUGCAUCCCCUGGGACUGGAAAAGUUGA